This is a messenger RNA of Molossus molossus (Pallas's mastiff bat), 924 nucleotides long. RefSeq names its product RNA transcription, translation and transport factor protein-like. The record is from RefSeq and is a predicted model, not a curated record. Gene Ontology annotation, molecular function: RNA binding. Gene Ontology annotation, cellular component: tRNA-splicing ligase complex. Gene Ontology annotation, biological process: tRNA splicing, via endonucleolytic cleavage and ligation. Lineage: Eukaryota; Metazoa; Chordata; Mammalia; Chiroptera; Molossidae. Bases 1 to 924 code for a protein of 307 amino acids. The transcript has 3 exons.
AUGCACAGCUUUUUCUUCUAUCAGGAUCUAAGUGUGAUCUCCAAACUGAUGGGCUGUUCUGGGGAGUUUGUGCUGAUGGUCCCUGAGUUCUCACCACAGAAGAGGAGCAAGCUAUCUAAAAUGAUUCUUACACAAAAUCUAAAGAUCAGAGGAUUAUUUGCAUUGUCUUUCUUAGGAGCAGCUGAAAGUGCACCAACCAGGUUCUGUCGCAACCUGACGGCCCUUGACUACCACAACCCUGCUGGCUUCAACUGCAAAGAUGAAACAGAAUUUAGAAACUUUAUUGUUUGGUUUGAAGACCAGAAAAUCAGACACUACAAGAUUGAAGACAGAGGUCAUUUAAGAAACAUUCACAGCAGUGACUGGCCCACGUUCUUUGAAAAGUGUCCCACAGAUGUUAACUAUCCUUUCAAGAUUCAAGAUCAACAAGAAGCAAUUGAUUGGCUUCUUGGUUUAGCUGUUAGACUUGAAUAUGGACAUAAUGCUGAAAAAUACAAGGCUGAUAAUACAAAAAAUGGUGACAAUGCAGCUAAAAAUGCAGAGCCAUUGAUCAACUUGGAUAUUAAUAAUCCUGAUUUUAAGGCUGGUAUAAUGACUUUGGCUAACCUUCUUCAGAUUCAGCUUCAUGGUGAUUACCUGGUAAUGCUUCAGGCAAUUUGCAUUUUGGCCCAAGAGCACCUGACACAGGAAGAAAUUGCUAAAGCAAGUCAAGCAAAAGAGGGAUUACCUGUUGCUUUAGACAAGCAUAUCCUUGGUUUUGACACAGGAGAUGCAGUUCUUAAUGAAACUGCUCAAAUUCUGAGAUUGCUGCAUAUAGAAGAGCUCAGAGACCUACAGACAAAAAAUAAUGAAGCCAUAGUGGCUGUUCUGGCAAUUAUUGCUGAUCCAAAGACAGACCACAGACUGGAGAAAGUUGGAAGAUGA